Molecule: messenger RNA, 1457 nt
Organism: Cuscuta campestris
Lineage: Eukaryota; Viridiplantae; Streptophyta; Magnoliopsida; Solanales; Convolvulaceae
Source: the annotation of a GenBank genome assembly
CUUAACGGCUCAACCGAGUCACUGCCCCAGUACUGGUCUAAUCUAACCCCGUAUUUUUUGCUUUCGUCCUCAAGCCUCAAACCCUUCUUCUUCUUCUUCAGAUCGUCCUCUCAUCGGCGAACGGUUCAGCUUAGGAUAAAGCGCAGCUUCCUGAAAUGGCGGCAAUCGCAGGACGCGCUGGUUCAACGCGAUUAUCUCUCCUCCAAAAGCUCUUCACUUCGGCCCAGAGAUCUACCGAUCAACGAUCCCUUGUCUGCGCUACUGUCUCCAACCCCGUGCUGUUGAGAAACUAUGCAACUACCCCUGUUUCAAAAGAACAAAAAGUUAAGGUGCCCUUGAAAUUGUAUGGGGUUUCUGGAAAUUAUGCCUCUGCUCUGUACCUUGCAGCAGUGAAAUCCAACGUGCUGGACAAGGUUGAGUCAGAGCUUUGUGACCUUAUUGAUGCUUCAAAGAAAAGUCCUACAUUUACACAGUUCAUGAAUGAUCCAUCUGUACCUGUUGAUACUAGAAUGAAGGCCAUGAAAGAUAUUUGUGCCCAAGCCAAAUUUGGAGAUGUCACAAGGAACUUCUUGUUUGUUUUGUCUGAAAAUGGGAGGCUGAAACAGCUUGACCGCAUUGUGAAACGAUUCAAAGAGUUGACUAUGGCACACAGGGGAGAAGUCAAAGCCAUUGUGACAUCAGUGAUUCCCCUUCCCGCAGAAGAGGAGAAAGAAUUGAAAGCCACAUUGCAGGACAUGGUUGGACGUGGGAAGUCCAUUCAAAUCGAGCAGAAGAUUGAUCCAAGCAUUCUCGGUGGUCUUGUACUGGAAUUUGGGCAGAAAGUUUUUGAUAUGUCGAUAAAGACUCGGGCCCGCCAGAUGGAGAAGUUCCUUCGCGAACCCAUCAACUUUUGAUUGCCCUGCCCUUCCCGCAAUCUUCUUGCUUUCAAGGUGUUUUCUGUUCUCUUACAGAAGAAAGCUCUAUUUCACUCUGGCCUCCUUAAUCUUCCCUUUUUAAUGUUCACUUUUAUGAUAAGAUGUUCUUAUUCUGCUGUUUUUUCAGCAAAUAAAAAAAUGUCGGGAAUUUGUGUGAAUUCGUUCACAUGAAGAAAACCCCAAAUUAGAUACCUUUUAAUGCCAAAUUUUACAGCAGCAGCAUUUUGCUCUUCAAAAUGGAUAAUAAAACUACUAAUGACUCGAUCAAGUGUGCUGGGUAACUUCUCUGUGAAUGGGUUCCCUAUCUUUUUUUUACUUUUUUGGUUUUGCUUUUAUUAACAGUCUGCAUUUUCCUUGAUGGGUUAUUUAGUUUUGGUUUUAUAAAAUUGAGGUCUUGAGCGGCAAUCAAAGGUCAGCAAUUGUAGUAGUGGGUUGCUGCUGUGUUAGCUCUUUAAGCCUUCCUGACUACAAACAGCCCAAAAUUCAGCCAAAGACACUUCAAAGUUCCUUCCACAAUGACCUCAAGAAACUACAAGACACCCC